CGGCGGCUCAUGCCCGGCCUGUCCCCCCGCGAGGGGCGGGCACCGUGACUCGGCUGGGCCCCCAGCGGCGGGCGAUGUGAAGAUGUCAGUGGGCUGUGCCUGUCCUGGUUGCUCCUCCAAGUCGUUCAAGCUGUACUCGCCGAAGGAGCCCCCGAACGGCAACGCCUUCCCCCCCUUCCAUCCCGGCACCAUGCUAGAUCGGGAUGUAGGCCCAACUCCCAUGUACCCGCCUACAUACCUGGAGCCUGGGAUUGGGAGGCAUACACCAUAUGGCAACCAAACUGACUACAGGAUAUUCGAGCUUAACAAACGGCUUCAGAACUGGACAGAGGAGUGUGACAAUCUCUGGUGGGAUGCUUUCACGACUGAGUUCUUUGAAGAUGAUGCCAUGUUGACCAUCACUUUCUGCCUGGAGGAUGGACCAAAGAGAUACACUAUUGGCCGGACCCUCAUCCCACGCUACUUCCGCAGCAUCUUUGAAGGGGGUGCCACGGAGCUGUACUAUGUGCUUAAGCAUCCCAAGGAGGCAUUCCACAGCAACUUUGUGUCCCUUGACUGUGACCAGGGUAGCAUGGUGACCCAGCACGGCAAACCCAUGUUCACUCAGGUGUGCGUGGAGGGCCGGUUAUACCUGGAGUUCAUGUUUGACGACAUGAUGAGGAUAAAGACGUGGCACUUCAGCAUCCGGCAGCACCGGGAGCUCAUCCCCCGCAGCAUCCUUGCCAUGCACGCCCAGGACCCCCAGAUGUUGGAUCAGCUGUCCAAAAACAUCACGCGGUGUGGGCUGUCCAACUCCACUCUCAACUACCUCCGACUCUGUGUGAUACUCGAGCCCAUGCAGGAGCUCAUGUCCCGCCACAAGACUUACAGCCUCAGCCCCCGAGACUGCCUCAAGACCUGCCUUUUCCAGAAGUGGCAGCGCAUGGUCGCACCCCCCGCGGAACCCGCACGGCAGCAGCCCAGCAAGCGGCGGAAACGGAAGAUGUCAGGGGGCAGCACCAUGAGUUCGGGGGGUGGCAACACCAACAACAGCAACAGCAAGAAGAAGAGCCCGGCCAGCACCUUCGCCCUCUCCAGCCAGGUACCUGAUGUGAUGGUGGUGGGGGAGCCCACCCUGAUGGGCGGGGAGUUCGGGGACGAGGACGAGAGGCUCAUCACCCGUCUGGAGAACACCCAGUUUGACGCGGCCAACGGCAUUGACGACGAGGACAGCUUUAACAACUCCCCUGCACUGGGCGCCAACAGCCCCUGGAACAGCAAGCCUCCGUCCAGCCAAGAAAGCAAAUCGGAGAACCCCACGUCACAGGCCUCCCAGUGAAGGCCCUGCCGCGGCCACCCAGCACUCUGCCUGCCUGCCCCACCCCUCGCAGCCCCAGGGAGCAGAAGACAGAAUGAAGAGACUGAGCAUGGGCAUCCUCCAUUCACCCACUUCAGGGAGGAACUGGACUUGCUGGGGGCAGGUGCCAAGAUUUGCCUCCCAGUGUCCCUGGGCUGGGCCUGGCCUCUGCAGAGCCUCUUGGGGGAAGGGGGUACUCAGGUGGAUGCCUCUGUGGGCCCUGGGCCUCUGAGAAACAUCCUGACCACCCCACCCCAGGGUGUUUGUCUCCAUCGUCACUCCAAGCUCCGGGUUCCCUGUCCUCCUGACUUCACCCCCUUGAAGCCUUGGGUUGUCUGUACCCACAACUCUUAGGGACUCAAGAAGUUACACGGGGCUUGGCUGGAUGCCCCUCCCCCUAGGCAGCUGGUAAUUGAGGGGUAAAGCUCUGGGCUCCUCCUCCCUCUGCCACUUAUCCCAGCUCCAAGUUUUUAAAAAAAUAUAUUAUUAAAAAUGUAAGUUUAAAAAAAAAGUCAUUCAUGUCCCCCGUCUUCCCUCCUAUUCAAAGCCCAGCUACCUCCCUACUCCCAGCAGAUGGGGGUCCUGGGGCCCAGGUUGGGGUGAGGGGCGGGGAGGUGCGCAGACCAUUUUUUUACAGUUUCAGAGCUUCAGACCAAGGAGACACUUUGCCAUCUCUCUCCCCUUUCCCUCAGGAGUGCCUGGAGUUGGGGAAGACAUGCUAUGGCUAGGAGGGCCUUGGCAGCCAUGUCUUCGUGACAGCCCCCUGCUCUGUCUCUCCCCAGCCUCCAGGACUCUGGCCUGUCCUCGUGCUCGUGCCCCACUCUGUCCCAGCUCGGCCCUCCACCCCUCAUGGUGUGUAGUCUUCACAGUCCUCCACUACACAGCUGUCUUGGAUGGGGGAGGCUGCCCGCUUAGGGAGUGUGGAGGGAAGGGAGCAGCCUUGUUUGUCGCUGUAUUUUUUGUUCUGUCUCAGUCGGGCAGGCAUGGAAUGGGAGAGGGGCUCAUCCACUCUCCUCCAGAACUCUCCCCAACCUCUCAACUGCAUAUUUAGGCCUACCCUGCCCUCAUAGAGGGGAAAGAGCCGUAGAGGAUGCCCUAGCUCUAAGCCCACCAGGGAGACAUAGGCCCCUGUGCCCCCCAGCUGAGGUAGAGGGUCUUCAUCUCCUGACAUCCCCUCCCCCUCCUUCUUCAGGGAAAGAAGGAGGCAGCCAGAAUCCUGAGCUGCAUGUCUCGGUUAGACACGCAGAGGCUCAGGACUGGGGAGAGACCGAGAGCAGGGUCCAACGAAGCCACGCCCAGCUCUGGCUUUGCUGCCUUGUCCUGUGGCCAGUCCCAGGAAGUGUUAGCACCGCCUCUCUCCCCCUCUUCCCUCUGGAGUCUGCACUCCACCACACCCUGUUUCCUCCACUUUGGGAAGGGUGGUGGUGUGUCAGGAGCUGAGGGAAGGGGUGAGGAAGGUGGAUGUCCCACCCAACUGUAAUGCCUUUUUUUUUUUUUUUUUUUUUUUUUUUUUGG
This is a messenger RNA of Lepus europaeus (European hare), 2851 nucleotides long. RefSeq names its product LIM domain binding 1 (gene LDB1). Gene Ontology annotation, cellular component: nucleus; transcription regulator complex. The transcript has 11 exons. Lineage: Eukaryota; Metazoa; Chordata; Mammalia; Lagomorpha; Leporidae. The record is from RefSeq and is a predicted model, not a curated record. Gene Ontology annotation, biological process: nervous system development; positive regulation of transcription by RNA polymerase II; negative regulation of transcription by RNA polymerase II. The coding region runs from base 83 to 1318 and encodes 411 amino acids. Gene Ontology annotation, molecular function: LIM domain binding.